Molecule: messenger RNA, 5103 nt
Organism: Varanus komodoensis (Komodo dragon)
Lineage: Eukaryota; Metazoa; Chordata; Lepidosauria; Squamata; Varanidae
Gene: ADAMTS8
Product: ADAM metallopeptidase with thrombospondin type 1 motif 8
Exons: 9
Coding region: 579-3359 (926 amino acids)
Biological process (GO): extracellular matrix organization; proteolysis
Molecular function (GO): metalloendopeptidase activity; zinc ion binding
Source: RefSeq, a predicted model, not a curated record
GCUUCAAAAGCUUUGGAAGGAGCUACCCAGGGAGAGCUAGAGAACUUCCUUGGGAGGAGGGCGGGGGAUCUCUGAGAGAGGAAGAGGGAGCGAGAGAGCGAUCAGGAUUCCCCCAAACCUCUUUCAGCUCCGCGCGUUUUCCCAAGUGGACACCCCGCCUCGCCGCUGCGGCUGCUGCGGGCGGUCGCUCGUGACAUCUCGCUUGCAGAGGUGCAAGAGCCGCUGGAGAAGCGAAGCUCGGAAGAAAACCCCCGAGUCUUGGAGGCAAAAAGAGACUCUCUCCACUUCUCCUCGCACACUGGGCAACUUGCUGCUGACUUAGAGCUAACAACAACCGCAGAAAAAGAAAAACAAUCUAGCUUCCCUCUUGCUGUCUUCCCUAUCGGGGUGUUUGUGUGUUUUCUGCCUGUCUGUCUUUCUGCCUGCCUGUGUGUUUGUUUAAUCCAUCAUCUUUACCUGCAGACUGCAGUUGGCAGAUCCGCAGCCUCUCUCACCGGCAGCCGUGUCCGUCCAUCCGUGUGUCUGUCUGUCUGUCUCUCCGGGGGUACCGUUUGCUCGCUCCCCCGCUGCCAGCAUCCAUGCCCCUCUCUCCCCCGCAGCAGCCUCCCUCUAGCAGGCUGCCACCUGCUCUCACCCUCCUUCCCUUGCUGCUGCUCCUGCUGCUGCUUCCCAAUGCCUGGGCUCUGUCCAUGCAGGACAGAGGCUACCAGGAGGUGGUGCCUGUCUGGAUGGCAGCUCCCUCGGCCAGCGGAGGGCAGGUUUCCUUCACCAUCGCUGCCUUUGGGAGAGAGUUUCUGCUGCAGUUGGAGCCCGAUGCCAGCUUCUUAGCACCCGGGCUGAAGAUCCAGCAUGUUGGAAGCAAGGUGCCUGCUGGCUUCCUUUCCGAGGAGGAGGAGGAGAAGGACGUGAGGCUACGGAGAUGCUUCUACUCGGGGACUGUGAACUUGCAGCCAGACUCCCUGGUGGCUGUCAGCUUGUGCCAGGGCAUCCAUGGCUCCUUCUUGGUGGAUGGAGAUGAGUAUGUCAUCCAGCCCCAAGGCCACCAGAGUGGGGACCCUCUGCUGCAGGUCCACCAACUCCAGAAGAGGGGGUGGUCAAGAGAAGACUCCGGGGACAUUCCAGAAAGGGAUGCCCCAGCAGAACCAAACAGCACCCCUGGGAGAACCAAGCGCUUCACCUCUCAGGCGCGCUAUGUGGAGACCUUGCUGGUAGCCGACACGUCCAUGGUCCGGUUCUACGGGGGUGACCUGACGAAUCACAUCCUCACCUUGAUGUCUGUGGCUGCUCAGAUCUAUAAGCACCCCAGCCUGAAGAACUCCAUCAACCUGGUAGUCGUGAAGGUGUUGGUAGUGGAAGAUGAAAAGGCUGGGCCAGAAGUGUCCGACAACGGAGGGCUCAUGCUAAGGAACUUCUGCAACUGGCAGCAGCGCUUCAACCCCCCAAGCGACCGGCACUCGGAGCACUAUGACACGGCGAUCCUGCUGACGAGACAGGAUUUCUGUGGACACCAGAGCUGCAGUACGCUUGGGGUGGCUGAGACAGGCACCAUGUGUGACCGAAACAAAAGCUGUUCGGUGAUAGAAGAUGAAGGUCUGCAGGCAGCCUACACCUUGGCCCAUGAACUAGGGCACGUGCUCAGCAUGCCCCACGAUGAUUCCAAGACCUGCGAGAGGCUCUUCGGGGCCUUAGGAAAGCACCACAUGAUGGCUCCUUUGUUCAUCCACUUGAACAAGACGCUGCCUUGGUCCCCUUGCAGUGCCAUGUACAUCACGGAAUUCCUGGAUGGAGGACAUGGAGAUUGUCUGCUUGAUGAACCGGCUGACUCCAUCCCCCUCCCCACAGACCUUCCAGGCCAAAUGCCCUUGUACAGCUUGGAUCAUCAAUGCCAGCAGAUAUUUGGCAAAGAGUUCCGGCACUGCCCAAAUGCCACAGAGAAAGACGUCUGCUCCCAACUGUGGUGCAAGUUGGAGGCAGGGGAACGCUUGUGCCACACCAAAAAUGGCAGCUUGCCCUGGGCGGAUGGGACACCUUGUGGGAUGGGGAAGAUCUGUUUGGACGGCCAGUGCAUGGCACAGGAACAAGUGAUGGCCAAGACUGCUGUGGAUGGAAGCUGGGGGCCCUGGAGCUCCUGGGGACCAUGCUCCAGAACGUGUGAUGGAGGCGUGCGCUUCUCCUUCAGAGCCUGUGACAACCCCCUGCCUAAGAACGGAGGCAAAUACUGCGAGGGCCAACGGGUUCAGUACGAGUCGUGCCACACUGAGGAAUGCCCACCUAAUGACAGGAGUUUUCGAGAGCAACAGUGUGAAAAGUAUGACAGGUACAACUUCACAGACCUGAACGGAAAUCUGCUGGAGUGGGUUCCCAUGUACGCAGGAGUGUCACCUCGAGAUCGUUGCAAACUGAUCUGCCGGGCUAAAAGGGGGAAUGAAUUCAAAGUGUUUGAGACCAAAGUGAUUGACGGGACCCUCUGUGCCCCUGACACCCUCUCGGUCUGCGUACAUGGUCAAUGCUUCAAGGCUGGCUGUGACCACAUCAUUGGGUCACCCAAGAAGUUUGACAAGUGUGGGGUUUGCGGUGGCAAUGGCUCAACCUGCAGGAAAAUAACUGGCUCGUUCAACAAGUCGAAGUUUGGAUAUAAUGACAUUAUCACAAUCCCUGCGGGAGCAACCAACAUCGAUGUCAAACAUAGCCGCCGGGGGGUGAGGCAUGAUGGAAAUUAUUUAGCCCUGAGAACACUGGAUGGCAAAUACCUCUUGAAUGGAAACUUCACCAUUUCAGCCACGGAGCAAGACAUUUUCGUGAAAGGAAGCGUGCUGAGGUACAGCGGUUCCCUUACCACACUGGAACGCCUCCAGGGUUACCAGCAGCUUCCCGAACCCCUUAUUGUCCAGGUGCUGAACGUUUCCAAAGAGGCUGAUAUGUAUCUCAAGGUGAGAUACACAUUCUUUAUCCCCAAGGACAUCCACUUCAGCAAGCAGAAGAGCAAGGAGAAGAGCUUGGCCAACGUCAUUAGGCCCAUGCUGACAUCACGGUGGGUUCUAGGAGACUGGUCCAAGUGCUCCAAAUCCUGUGGCUCCGGCUGGCAGAGACGAACAGUGGAGUGCCUGGACACAGAAGGGCAGCUCUCACCAACCUGCGACAGGGCUGUCAGGCCGGAGGACAUCAAGCCCUGCAACUACCUCCCGUGUCCCAUUUGGCAGAUGGGGCCUUGGUCUCCUUGUUCGCAAACGUGCGGAGAGGGAACACGGACACGAAGCGCAGUGUGUGUUGACUAUGCAGGGAAAUCCGUUGCCUCAGAGAAGUGCGGUCCGGCACAACCCGUGUCAGCAGCUAGUGCCUGCGUGCUCCAGGAGUGCUGAGGCAUUCGCGAGGGCUGGCACGGCACGUGAUCUGAGGCAUGUGGAACAUGGGCUAACGACUAACCUAACCCGAACCAGGCCUGGUAUGGUCAAGUGAGGAUGUAGGUUUUAAAUGCAAAUGUGCACUAGUUGACCUGAACAGGCUCCACCUGAUAGACCUUUGCAAGAUUAGGAGGCAUUGGAUACCAACCCCUCUGUUGCUGUUUUUUCCUGUUUUGUCUUCCUCCAAAUUGACAUCUACCUCAGUGGAGAAAAAAUAGCAAGGGAUCUUUGACUAAUAUGACUUUUUUUUUUUUGACAAGUCAAUAUUUAACAUCCAGGAGAAACAUAAGCUAGGCUGCUCCCAGAUAUGAUCUGAAUCUCACCCUCUUUCACCAAGCUUCUUUGUGAGCCUUACUUUAAAGACAUCACCUAGGAAUCCACUACUCUUCAGAUGCAAAGAUAACUCCUAUGGAUUUCACUAGUCUCACAUCUCCAGUAAUUGGACCUAUAGCAAUCUGUUGAGCACCUGCAAGCCAGGCCUUCAUUGUGUAUCUUAGUCUUUUAGUAUGAUGAAGAAAGCCACUGCAACCCUCUCCGACAAUGACAGUCAUGUCUCCUAGACAGUCAGUAGGAUUUCUCUGACUCUCCAACACUUGCCUCCAUUUAACCAGCUGCUAAACAGACACAAACCUGUUCCACAAGCUGCUGUCAGGAUUAGGUGAAGGUGUAUAUAAUACUUCAGAGAGAAACAUGAGAACUUCCUUCUUACUAUGUUUUAUUAACUCUGCCGCUGACAGGUACUCCAUGAGACCUCAGUCAAAGUUCUGGCACCUUCCUUCUUGGUAAUGCAGUAGGCAUAGGAAAUAGCUGCACCAUGUUGCCAUUUAAUUCCCACCUCGCAGUUCCUAGAAAUUCAAAAUGGCAGGCAUGCUCCAUCCUUCUCUUUGUAAGAGCUGCCAUUUUAGAAGAUUAGCUAGCUAGUGGGCAGAUAGGGCAUGAUAUCAGGGAAAUUUAAAAAACAUAUAGAGGUUACAUCAUAUACAUGGAGGAUGCAACACUAUCGCCUUCCCAGUUUUAGGGGUGGAGACAUGACUGAUCCCCCCAUAGUAUUUGGAAAAUAAUCACAGAACUAGUAAGUGCGCUCAAGAACUUACUUUUUGUGCCUUCAAAUGGUUGCUGGAUGAUAAUGACACCAAGCAAUGAUGUUGUUUCAAAAUAAAAACCUUUUCCUAUUUGGAGCUGGGUUUGGUAGAUCAGGAAAGGAGUUUAGCAAACAAUCAAGAGUCUACAAGAAACUUUGAGAACUGACAGAGACUCACUGCUCAGAAAGAUUUGGGUGCCUUUAAUCUGUUGCAUAAUGCAACCUAAGAAAGGAAUCUUGGCCACCUUUUUCCUCCUGGCUUGGGUUGAACACAGUUUAGCAUUUCCUUAUCCAUAGAAACCCUUUGUUGUUUCCAGUCCUUUAGGUAUUUGUCAGUUAUAUGUUGAGAUAAAGAUAUUAUUCAGAAAAAGACAUGAGAACUUUAUCGCCAAUUACUUUACUUACUUAGGAACAGUUGGCCCAGUUUCAGUAUGUAUAAUAAUAUGGUUGCGUCCAUACUUACCCUUAUUGCUCCAAUACCCGGCCCCGCCGCUGGCUUGUUUUACUUAUGGAUUUGAAUUAAAUGAUUCAUGUCUAGCUUUCGGAUUAAGGGGAGCCAAGGACUCAUACACAUGAAACAGGGAAUUGGAGAGUAAAUAUCACAUUACCACUAUUGUACCA